Messenger RNA from Dentiscutata erythropus, 347 nucleotides. Lineage: Eukaryota; Fungi; Glomeromycota; Glomeromycetes; Diversisporales; Gigasporaceae. The record is from the annotation of a GenBank genome assembly.
CCAUGGACACAAAUGAAGAAAGUUCGCGAAAAAGAAAUGCAAAUUCAGUAGAAUCUAAAAAUAGUUCAGAAUUAGAAAAAUAUGUAACAAAUAUUGGUAAUAUUAUAAGUUAUGAGGAGAAUCAAAUUAGCGAUGAUGAAACUUUAUUAAAUAUAUCUGAUUAUUCUACUACUACAACCUUGUUAAUUAAUGAAGUUAUUAACUUGGAUGAAGAAAAUUCAGAAUCUUCCAUAGCUGAACCGUUUCAAGCUAUCUUACUUAAAGAUUUAGAUUAUGAUCCCUGUAAUGUGUUAAAUGGAUUUUUAGAAUGUGAAAAGCAAAAUAAUUGUAUAUUUAAUUUAUUAUAA